Messenger RNA from Zasmidium cellare ATCC 36951, 1425 nucleotides. RefSeq lists its product as uncharacterized. Lineage: Eukaryota; Fungi; Ascomycota; Dothideomycetes; Mycosphaerellales; Mycosphaerellaceae. The transcript has 10 exons. The coding region runs from base 1 to 1425 and encodes 474 amino acids. Gene Ontology annotation, cellular component: membrane. Gene Ontology annotation, molecular function: transmembrane transporter activity. The record is from RefSeq and is a predicted model, not a curated record. Gene Ontology annotation, biological process: transmembrane transport.
AUGCCGACGAUUUUGCGGUGGCAUGAGCCAGAGACAUCGAAAGAGGAGAAACGACUGAUCCUCAAGCUGGAUCUUUGCAUUUUGUUCUACACAUGCCUCUCGUUCUUCAUCAAGUACCUCGAGCAGACCAGCGUUACAAAUGCAUAUGUGAGCGGGAUGCAAAAGGAUCUCCACCUGCAUGGGAAAGAACUCAACUGGAUCACAACCUACUACAACAUUGGCAUUAUCGUGGGGGCGCCGCUGUCGACUCCAAUCCUCACGGUCAUAUCGCCUGCAUAUUGGCUGCCAUGCUGUACGCUGCUGAGUUCGUUGUUUGUACUCUUCAUGUACAAAGCGGAACAAGUGUCGACACUAUACGGGUUGCGAUUCGCAACCGGCCUCUUCUCCAGUACCAUCAUGGCAGGGUCGUACUAUCUGAUUGGUAGCUGGUACCGCAGGUCUGAGAUCCAUCGCCGGUCGGCUAUCUUCACGGCUUCCUCGUUCGCGGGUAGCAUGUUUUCUGGCUACAUCCAAGCUGGGCUAUACAAGUCGAUGAACGGCGUCGACGGCCUUGCCUCGUGGCGAUGGCUGUUCAUCUUCAAUGCCAUUCUGGGUAUACCGGUGGCUCUCAUUGGCUUCUUUUUCUGUCCUAAUGAGCCACGGGCAAGGAAACCAUGGUGGAUGACCGAGAACGAGCACAAUAUCAGUGAGAUGCGGCUUGACGAGGAGGGACGUCGUUCCACAGGCCGAUUCGAUAUGUCGGUUCUGAAACGUAUCUUCUGCUCAUGGCAGUUCUACUGCUUUCCUAUUGCGUAUGGCAUGAAGGAACUUACCUGCGGCACCGAAAUGCCUCGCUGGAUGACACUCUACCUCCGCUCUUUACGUUCAUACUCCCCGAGCCAAAUCAACGCCAUACCUACCUCCGUCAGCUGCUCCGAAAUCGUCUUCACCAUAGCCGCAAGUAUAAUAGCAGACUGGUCUCGGAAGCCAGGUCUGGUCAUCAUUGGCUUUGGCAUCUUGCAGAUCUAUGGAUACGCAGUCUUCGCAGCCUGGCCGGGGCACGACCGAGCUUGGCUGAUGUCGACGUACAUUAUCGCAGGAAGUGGAUACAGUACCAUUGGGCCGAUAGUGUACGGGUGGGCGGGAAGCUCGUGUGGAGGCGAUAAGCAGCUCAGGGCAGUGACCACAGCUAUGAUCACGACUAUGGGAUAUGUCUGCGAGACACUUGCUCAGCAAUUGUUCUUCCCAGUCAACGACGCACCUGCUUUCAAGCCAACGCUCGGUUACGCCUGGGGACUAUCUUGGACUAUUGCUUCCAUACUCUUCGCUUCGCUGGCGAUUUCGGCUUGCACGCGUGCCUUUGGACUGGGAUUUGCUGCAAAGGUGUACGAGUCGGAUCAGGAAAGCAGCCCUGAAGCGAGGCUCGAAGUGCCGACCCCGAAGUGA